AUGGCUUUUGAGACUGUGACGUCCAUCCCCAAGGAUGCCGACUACGACUUUGUCGUUGUCGGAGGAGGCACAGCUGGCUGUGUCAUUGCCUCGCGCCUCACAGAGUACCUGCCCAACAAGAAAGUCCUCUUGAUUGAGGCUGGCCCAAGCGACUUUAUGGAUGACCGUGUCUUGCUUCUCAAGGACUGGCUCAACCUUCUCGGAGGAGAACUCGACUACGACUACGGCACUACCGAACAGCCCAAUGGCAACUCUCACAUCCGACACUCACGUGCAAAGGUCUUAGGUGGCUGCUCCUCACACAAUACGCUCAUCUCCUUCAGGCCGUUUGAAUACGACUGCAGGAGGUGGGAGCAGCAAGGGUGCAGGGGAUGGAGCUUUAAGACGUUUAUGCGCGUGCUUGACAACCUCCGCAACACCGUUCAGCCCGUGCACGAGAAACACCGAAAUCAGCUCUGCCUUGACUGGGUCGAAUCAUGCUCAACCUCUUUGAACAUUCCUGUAGUUCACGAUUUCAAUCACGAGAUCAAGACCAAGGGUGCUCUCAAGCCUUCAGUCGGCUUCUUCUCGGUGGCAUACAAUCCUGAUGAUGGUCGCCGAAGCAGCGCCAGUGUAGCCUACAUCCAUCCAAUUCUCCGUGGCGAGGAGACUCGCAACAACUUGACCGUCCUUACCAACGCAUGGGUCAGCAAGAUCAACGUGUCAGGCAACAAGGUCACUGGUGUUAAUAUCACCCUCCAGAGCGGCGAGAAGCUCACCCUCAACCCCAAGUGCGAAACCAUUCUCUGUGCAGGUGCUGUCGAUACCCCCCGAUUGAUGCUUCUGUCCGGUCUUGGCCCCAAGCAACAACUCUCCGAUCUUGGCAUUCCCGUUGUCAAGGACUUGCCCGGUGUCGGUGAGAACUUGCUCGACCACCCAGAGAGCAUCAUCCUCUGGGAGCUCAACAAGCCUGUUCCUGCAAACCAGACUACCCAGGAUUCAGAUGCUGGUAUCUUUCUGCGACGAGAGGUCCCCAACGCGGCUGGUGAUGAUGGCGAGGUUGUUGACCUCAUGAUGCACUGCUACCAGAUUCCUUUCUGCCUAAACACUGCUCGUCUGGGUUACGACUCUCCUAUCGACGCCUUCUGCAUGACCCCCAACAUUCCCCGUCCCCGCUCUCGCGGCCGCCUCUACCUCACUUCUGCUGACCCUAACGUCAAGCCUGCUCUUGACUUCCGCUACUUCACUGACCCCGAAGGCUACGAUGCCGCCACCAUCGUCGCUGGUCUCAAGGCUGCGCGAGAAGUCGCCAAGCAAGCCCCAUUCGCCAACUGGAUUAAGCGCGAGGUCGCACCUGGCCCCCACAUCACUUCUGAUGAGGAUCUUUCCGAGUACGGCCGUCGCGUCGCCCACACCGUCUACCACCCUGCCGGUACCACCAAAAUGGGCGACAUCACCAAGGAUGAGAAGGCCGUUGUCGACCCUGAACUCAAGGUCCGCGGCCUCAAGGGCGUGCGCAUUGCCGACGCUGGUGUUUUCCCCGAGAUGCCCACUAUCAACCCCAUGUUGACUGUGCUUGGUAUCGGUGAGCGUGCUGCCGAGCUGAUCGCGCAAGAGUGGGGCUGGAAGGGUCUGGAGAAGCAGAAGUUGUAA
Messenger RNA from Bipolaris zeicola 26-R-13, 1632 nucleotides. Its product is annotated as GMC oxidoreductase. Bases 1 to 1632 code for a protein of 543 amino acids. The transcript has 2 exons. NCBI's taxonomy places the organism in Eukaryota, Fungi, Ascomycota, Dothideomycetes, Pleosporales, Pleosporaceae. The record is from RefSeq and is a predicted model, not a curated record. Gene Ontology annotation, molecular function: flavin adenine dinucleotide binding; oxidoreductase activity, acting on CH-OH group of donors.